Messenger RNA from Erythranthe guttata (spotted monkey flower), 2236 nucleotides. Its product is annotated as Pentatricopeptide repeat (PPR) superfamily protein. Gene Ontology annotation, molecular function: protein binding; mRNA binding. Lineage: Eukaryota; Viridiplantae; Streptophyta; Magnoliopsida; Lamiales; Phrymaceae. The record is from RefSeq and is a predicted model, not a curated record.
GAAUUUUGGAUGGAAGGCUAAAAACACCUAAAUUAAAUGAAAAAAUGACGUUAUGGCGUCCGGUCGGAGAUGCUCUAAGGGUGGACAUGUAAGAAUAUCUAUAAUUGGGGUAAGUAGUUGUAAUUACCUAAACAAGAUGGACUUUUUCGCAAUUUUAAAAGUAUAUCUAUUUGCCGGUUCUGUUUGCUGUGAGUUUCUCUUCCCCUGUAACCUGUUCCCCCAUUUGGGCCGUGUUAAGGUUUGCUGCAAACCUCUCGCCAGUCGCCAGUCACUGUGUGUGUGUGUGUGUGAGAGAGAGAGAGAGAGAGAGAGAGCUGAAAUUCCUCGAAGAAAUCAAAAUGCACAGUCUGCGGCCUCAAAUUCGCCGCCGACUCCACCUCCUCUUCUCCAUUUCGCCGCCAUUAACAACAAAAACAAGGUAUUUCUCCUCAAUCCCUCAACUCCAAUCAGAACCCUCGCCCCCCUCCCAAAACGACGACGUAGAGACAGCCUUCCGCAUAAUCACAACCUCACCAAAUCCACAAUCCCUAAAACACUCCCUCCGAACAUCCCAAAUCCCCCUUUCCAACGCCCUAAUCGACAGAGUUCUCAAAAGGGUCCGCUUCUCACAUUCCAACCCACUCUCCGCUCUGGAGUUCUACAAAUUCACUUCCCAAACAAGAGAGUUUUUCCACACCCCUUUCUCCCUCGACACCAUGCUCUACAUCCUCGGCAGAAGCCGCAAAUUCGAACAAACAUGGGAGCUCUUGUCCGAAACCAAGCGAAAGGAUCAAUCUUUAAUAACCCCGAGAACCGUGCAAGUCGUUUUAGCUCGUAUAGCGAAAGUUUGCUCCGUCAAACAAACGGUCGAAUCGUUUAAAAAAUUCAGAAGACUCGUUCCCGAGUUUGAUGUUCACUGCUACAAUGCAUUGUUCAGGACUUUGGCUCAAGAAAAGAGUAUGGCCGAUGCUAGAAACGUGUACCAUUCGUUGAAGCACGAGUUUAGGUCGAAUUUACAGACGUUCAACAUCUUGUUAUCGGGUUGGAAAUCGCCCGAAGAAGCUGAGUUGUUUUUCAACGAGAUGAAAAACAUGGGGGUUGAGCCGGAUAUCGUGUCGUAUAAUUGCUUGAUCGAUGUCUAUUGUAAAGGGAGGGAGAUGGUGAAAGCGUAUAACGUAGUCAAUAAAAUGAGAGACGAAGGUAUUGAUUUGGAUGUGAUUACGUACACGACGGUGAUCGGAGGGCUUGGAUUGGCCGGCCAACCGGAUAAGGCGAGGGAGAUUUUGAAGGAGAUGAGAGAGUACAGUUGCUAUCCAGAUACUGCAGCUUAUAAUGCUACGAUUAGGAAUUUUUGCAUAGCGAAAAGAUUAAACGAUGCUUAUAAUUUGAUUGAUGAAAUGGUGGAGAAGGGUUUGAGCCCAAAUGCCACGACUUAUAACGUGAUAUUUCGAUCUUUAUUUUGGGCGAAUGAUUUGAAAAGUAUGUGGAGUUUGUAUUUGAGGAUGAAGGGUACUAAUUGUUUACCCAAUACUCAGUCGUGUAUGUUCUUGAUUCGGUUAAUGAGGAGGCAAGAGAAGGUGGAUAUGGCGAUUGAAUUGUGGGAAGAUAUGAUUGAAGGAUUUGGUUCGUUAAUUUUGGUUUCGGAUGUUUUGUGCGAUUUGCUUUGUGUUUUGGGGAAGUUGGAUAUGGCGGAGAGGUGUUUCUUGCAAAUGGUGGAGAAAGGGCAGAAACCUAGUCAUGUUUCGUUUAGGAGGAUUAAGGUACUUAUGGAGUUGGCCAAUAGGAACGAGGCGCUUUCGAAUUUGUCGGAGAAGAUGAAUUCUUUUGGUUCGGUGAAUCAGAUUAGUCGGAGUUAUGUUGAUGAAUUGGAUAGACCGGUUUCUGAUUUUGUCGUUGUUCAGAAAGGAUAGGGGCAGGUGGUGCCAUCUGGAUUUCGUUCGUCGAUGCUGACCAAAAAAAAAAAAAGAAAAUCGUUGCGCAACUGAUGAACGAUGCGGAUAAUUGAAGUUUGUCUCAAUCAGUAUAACUGGAGACUGGAACACAUAUAUAAAAAAGGCAACUCUCUGGAUCGGUUGGCAUUGUGUAGACGAAGAGGAUCUGCCACACAACAUUAGGCACUUUUUAUUUAUGGAUAGAAUAGGCAUUUGUAAUUUUCCUUCUUCUAGGCCGACAAAGAUUUUAACGAGGCCCCUUGUCUUCUUGCAAUAAAGUAUAAUAGAAGAUUUUUAUUAUUAUUAAUCAAGAAAUAGUUCGUCUG